AUGUCGAGACCCCAGGGACUGUUAUGGCUUCCGCUGGUCUUCACCCCGGUCUGUGUCAUGGUGAACUCCAACGUCCUGCUGUGGAUCACUGCCCUGGCCGUCAAGUUCACGCUCAUCGACAGCCAGGCGCAGUAUCCUGUGGUCAACACCAAUUACGGCAAAAUCAGGGGCUUGAGAACACCGCUGCCCAAUGAGAUUUUGGGUCCAGUGGAGCAAUACUUGGGGGUCCCUUAUGCCUCGCCUCCUACUGGGGAAAGGCGGUUUCAGCCCCCGGAACCCCCCUCCUCAUGGACUGGGGUUCGGAACGCCACUCAGUUUGCUGCCGUGUGCCCCCAGCACCUGGAUGAGCGGUCUCUCCUGCAUGACAUGCUGCCCAUCUGGUUUACUGCCAAUCUGGAUACUCUGAUGACCUACGUUCAAGAUCAGAAUGAAGACUGCCUUUAUUUGAAUAUCUAUGUGCCCACGGAGGAUGGAGCCAACACAAAGAAAAACGCUGAUGAUAUAACCAGUAAUGACCGUGGUGAAGAUGAAGACAUCCAUGAUCAGAACAGUAAGAAGCCAGUAAUGGUGUACAUCCAUGGCGGGUCUUACAUGGAGGGCACAGGCAACAUGAUUGACGGCAGUAUUCUCGCGAGCUACGGCAAUGUCAUCGUGAUCACAGUUAACUACCGCUUGGGGAUUCUAGGGUUUUUAAGUACCGGCGACCAGGCGGCCAAAGGCAACUACGGGCUCCUGGAUCAGAUCCAAGCAUUACGUUGGAUUGAGGAGAAUGUCGGGGCCUUCGGUGGGGAUCCCAAGAGAGUGACCAUCUUCGGCUCCGGCGCGGGUGCUUCUUGUGUCAGCCUCUUGACCUUGUCUCACUAUUCAGAAGGUAAGAAAAGCAAUUUUGCACCUGCAGGUCUCUUCCAGAAGGCCAUCAUCCAGAGCGGGACCGCCCUGUCCAGCUGGGCCGUGAACUACCAGCCUGCCAAGUACACUCGGAUAUUGGCAGAUAAAGUCGGCUGCAACAUGCUGGAUACCACGGAUAUGGUGGAAUGCCUUCGGAAUAAGAACUACAAAGAGCUCAUUCAGCAGACCAUCACCCCGGCCACGUACCACAUCUCCUUCGGGCCCGUCAUUGACGGGGAUGUCAUCCCCGACGACCCUCAGAUCCUGAUGGAGCAGGGGGAAUUCCUUAACUAUGACAUCAUGCUCGGGGUCAACCAGGGGGAGGGGCUGAAGUUCGUGGACGGCGUCGUGGAUAACGAGGAUGGUGUGACGCCCAACGAUUUUGACUUCUUGGUGUCCAACUUCGUGGACAACCUUUACGGCUACCCGGAGGGGAAGGACACCUUGCGGGAGACCAUCAAGUUCAUGUACACGGACUGGGCAGAUAAGGAGAACCCCGAGACGCGGCGGAAAACCUUGGUGGCUCUGUUCACCGACCACCAGUGGGUGGCCCCCGCCGUGGCCACCGCGGACCUGCACGCACAGUACGGCUCACCCACCUACUUCUACGCCUUCUACCACCACUGCCAAAGCGAGAUGAAGCCCAGCUGGGCGGACUCAGCCCACGGCGACGAAGUCCCCUAUGUCUUUGGGAUCCCCAUGAUUGGCCCUACCGAGCUCUUCAGCUGCAACUUCUCCAAGAAUGAUGUCAUGCUCAGCGCGGUGGUCAUGACGUACUGGACAAACUUCGCCAAAACCGGUGAUCCUAAUCAGCCCGUUCCUCAGGACACCAAGUUCAUUCACACAAAACCCAAUCGCUUUGAGGAAGUGGCCUGGUCCAAGUAUAACCCCAAAGACCAGCUCUAUCUGCAUAUUGGCUUGAAACCCAGAGUGAGGGACCAUUACCGAGCCACAAAAGUGGCUUUCUGGUUGGAACUCGUGCCUCACUUGCACAACCUGAAUGAGAUAUUCCAGUAUGUGUCCACAACCACAAAGGUUCCUCCUCCGGACAUGACCUCCUUUCCCUACGGAACUCGGCGAUCUCCUGCCAAGAUAUGGCCCACGACCAAACGCCCGGCGAUCACUCCCGCCAACAACCCCAAACACUCCAAGGACCCUCAUAAAACGGGGCCUGAGGACACCACCGUCCUCAUCGAAACCAAACGGGAUUAUUCCACUGAGUUGAGCGUCACCAUUGCCGUGGGGGCAUCCUUACUCUUCCUUAACAUCUUGGCGUUCGCAGCGCUGUACUAUAAGAAGGACAAGAGGCGCCAUGAGACACACAGGCGCCCCAGUCCCCAGAGAAAUACCACAAAUGACAUCGCUCACAUCCAGAACGAAGAGAUCAUGUCCCUGCAGAUGAAACAGCUGGAGCAUGAUCACGAGUGUGAGUCCCUGCAGGCUCAUGACACGCUGAGGCUCACCUGCCCUCCAGACUACACCCUCACGCUGCGCAGGUCCCCCGAUGACAUCCCACUUAUGACACCAAAUACCAUCACUAUGAUUCCCAACACACUGACGGGGAUGCAGCCUUUGCACACGUUCAAUACCUUCAGUGGAGGACAAAACAGUACAAAUUUACCCCACGGGCAUUCAACCACUAGAGUAUAGCUUUGCCGUCUUCUUCCCCUCCCUUUCUGCCUCCCCUCAGCCACAUCGAAGAGAGAAAGAAAGAAGCAACAUCUCCAAACAAGGAAUGUUUGGCUUAAGACAAAACAAAACAAAACAAAAAGCAAAAGGGCAGCCACUGUGUCCUUGCAGACCCUUUCCAUUGGCAUUUCCCAGUACAAUGAGAUCAACUUCUGACCCUACGAAAUGUGAAACGUAUACAUUGCUGUUACAAUACUGCUUUAAGAUCUCCACCAUCUGGCAAACUUUAGUGCAACUAGGACAUCGAAGUUUCAAGGACCUGGAUGUUUCCAGUGUGACCACAGAAGCUGAAACUUCUGAAACUCAACCAAGGACACUUUUUUUUUUUUAAUUACAAUUGAAAUAAAUAAAUAAAAGUUCUUUUUGUGCCAUAUGACAGAUGGCUCUACUUAAGUGAAGAAAGAAUCUAUGGGCUUUUACCCAGCAUAUGGAGGUGUAAUCCAGAGAGAAGGAAAAGUAGAAUUUUAUUAUUAAAAUAAAAGAACUGACUAUGCAGUUACAUACGUAGAGUUCUGUGCAAAGAGAUGUUUUGCCAGCCUGAACUCUAUUUAAGAAACUUUGUAAAAAUAAAAAUAAAAAAAUGUAUAUAGCCAUGCGUUUAAACAAACACACACCGAGAGAAAAACAAACAAAAACAACAACAAAAAAAGCUUUUAUUGGUGUUUUCAGUUUGAAAGAGCUUUUAGCAAGAUUGUGCUUUCCAUUGUGGUCUGUAUGUAUAUAAAUCGAUAUAUACAUUAGUCAUAUCACCUCUGUCUCCUCCAGGACAAAGGAGGAUUUUCUUCUUAAUUCCUUGUGGCCAACAGACAUGGGGUUUUCUAACGUGUUUUAUUUGUAGGAGGAUGUGAUUGUCACACAGUGGACCUAGACCGUCUGUUCGACUAGGCCCUCUCUCCCCUUCUUGGGCUGGAAAGUGCAUGCGACAGCAUUCUUAGGAGACCGUUAUUUUUAGGAAAACUUUUAUUUUUGUGUGUUAAGGCUUCAUGAAGUUGCAACCCCAGGAUGGAUCCCCAGCGUGGAGCCUAUUUAAAGCUUGUUGAAUUAGAAACACGCACGCACAUGCAGAGUGACCGCGGGGGAGAAACAGAA
This is a messenger RNA of Lagenorhynchus albirostris (white-beaked dolphin), 3666 nucleotides long. RefSeq names its product neuroligin 4 X-linked (gene NLGN4X). Lineage: Eukaryota; Metazoa; Chordata; Mammalia; Artiodactyla; Delphinidae. Gene Ontology annotation, molecular function: neurexin family protein binding; signaling receptor activity. Gene Ontology annotation, biological process: neuron cell-cell adhesion; chemical synaptic transmission; postsynaptic membrane assembly. The record is from RefSeq and is a predicted model, not a curated record. Gene Ontology annotation, cellular component: synapse; postsynaptic specialization membrane; cell surface. The coding region runs from base 1 to 2538 and encodes 845 amino acids. The transcript is spliced from 6 exons.